Messenger RNA from Giardia duodenalis, 4269 nucleotides. RefSeq names its product putative Carboxypeptidase. Lineage: Eukaryota; Fornicata; Diplomonadida; Hexamitidae. The record is from RefSeq and is a predicted model, not a curated record. Bases 1 to 4269 code for a protein of 1422 amino acids. The transcript has a single exon.
AUGCACGCUCAGCGGGUAACCCCCGAAGAAAAUGAGAUCAUGGGGACUCUGUUAUCGCGUGGAGAAUCAUAUGACAUCUCAGACACAGUGUCUGCUAGGUGCAUUUUGCGGCCAGACCGGCAGGCUCUUUUCAAUCAGACCGUCUUGCCGUCCUUUAACCACAACCCAGAGCUAGCCAUUAAUAACGCAGACAAGCGCUUUGAAGGUGAUAACAUGUCUAAAUCGCAGAUGAAAAAGCUCGUGGAAGAUCCGCGGGACAACGUAGCUGUUCCUGAUCCUCGCGUACGGACUGAUAUUCCACGGCGAGUAGUUGGCCCCUUCUAUCCCCCAGAUAACCUCAGGAUUAAUUCCUCUUCGUCUCCACUCAAUGACAAGGCGACAAUAAAGCUUUAUAUAGAGCGAGCAAAGAGGCGAGACACAGAUCUGGUGGUGGCCAAUCCGCAGCGUAUCCUUCUUUAUCAUGCGUUACUCGUGAGCGAAUACAGGGGCAAGGGAUGGUAUCAGUGCAAAGGGACCACUCGUUGGGGAGAUUCCCUUGUCUUUGAUGCACGCUUUGAGGCAGGAAAUCUCUUCUCUGCAGCACGUGUUCUUGGCUCUCAGCAGUACGAGCUUAUGAUGAGCCCAGAUUUUGGCACUUGUGAGCACAUGAAUUGGUUCUAUUUUGCGAUCGGUAACGUGAGAAAGCAUACUAGGUACACAUUCAAGAUCCUUAACUUUGUAAAGCCCACCUCGAUGUUUUUGGAAGGAGCUGGCAUUUUGGUGUAUACUCCAUCACAACAUAAAAAGGGUUGGAGGCGUAUGGGCGAGGAGAUAUGCUACUAUCCUAAUGUGCUGAAAAAGAGAGGUGAAUACUAUUACGGAAUGGUUGAGAAUAUCUAUGCAAACCCAAUUGUAGAGGCUGCUGCGGAGCGCCCUAAGACAUCGGGGACAAAGUCUAGGCCAGCUAGUCGUGCGGCAUCUAAGUCUGGAACACGAGCAAAAUCAUCUGACAAAAAGGAGCAGAAGCCCAUAACUAAGAAGAAGAAGGUGUCAUCUAAACCACAGCAAGAUGUGAUGGGAUCCCAGUACACUCUUUCCUUUAGUUUAACAUUCAAAUCAGACGAAGACAUUGUUUUCUUGGCCUCUGCCUUUCCAUAUACUUACACUGAUCUUAACAGAUACAUGGAAUAUUUGCGCGCUAUCCCCCUGGUGCGGAUAGAGAAGCUUACACGUACACUCAUGGAGAACAGUUGCAAUGUAAUAACAAUGGGUGGCACGUCCCAGAGUAAGGAGCUCAUAGUAAUUCUUGCACGGGUUCACCCCUGUGAGACUUCCGGAAGUUAUGUUCUUCAGGGGCUUCUGGACUUUCUAUCUGGCCGUCGCGACGCAGAGCUGAAACGAUACAUUACGUGGCUAUUGAACCAUGUUGCCAAUAACAAUCCAGAGUUUCUGCUUCAGGAUAAUUCAGUGGAAGGCCCAGAUGUUUCUCUUGGCAAUGCUGGAGCUCAAGAGGACAUGCAGAUGCGUGACUUAGCUGCAACCAUAUCGCCACAAGAGCAGCCAGCAGCUGAAGUAACCCCUAAAAUUGUCCUGAAUCCUGAUGGAUCUCGACCAGCUCCACCGCAGCAGUACAUCCCGCCAGAUUUACCCUCACAGGAUGAACUGUUUGGUGUGGCUGGAAAUUACUACGGCAUAGAUGAGCGCUACCGACAAAAUAAUCACCUUACGGCCGAAGAGCUAAAGGAAUUGAAGGUGCGUUUAUAUAAGAAUGAGCUUCUUAGAAAGUUUCUCCUAGACAAGUUUUUGUUCAAGAUCGUCCCCAUGGUGAACGUUGAUGGUGUUAUAGUAGGGAAUUCGCGUGUCGAUAUCGGGCGAAUAGAUCUCAAUAAGCAUUGGGCCACAACCACUAACCUAGACAGUCCUACGCUGUUUGCCCUGCGGGAAUUGAUCCAGGACUAUGUGAUAGAACAAAAGUACACAUUGAAAUUUAUAAUGGACAUUCACGGAACCUCGAAGCAACCCAACUUCUUUCUCCAUACCAAUGAGAGCAUUAAUUACGCUGAUCUUAAGCGUCUCUUCUGGAUUUCUUGCGGUCAGUUGGGCCUUAUUCCUAAUCUCGGAAUGGAAAACAUGGUCUCCUUCUUCACUCACGACCUGAUUAGCAUCAACACUUUACUAAAUACCGCUCGUGAAAGGCGAAGAGAACAAGAAAAAGAGAAGUCGUCUCAGGACUCUAUGCUAUCAUCCACCACGUCUAAACUAUUGGACUCAUCUUCCAUAACGACUCAGCGGACUGGAGGAGUCGACAAGGAUGUAUUCGAAAAGCUAUACAAAGAAGCAAUGGACAGGCAUAUGGCAACUAAGAACGCACUGUUUGGGGCCAAUACUUAUGAGUCUAUGAUCAAGCCAGAGCUAGAUGUCCCCCUUAUAGAGCGCUACUACGAAGAACAGUUUAUUAAGUUUGUAGGUGUCAACAUAAUGAAGACAGACUUUGCAAAGGCUGUAUUUUCAGCAGAAGGAGAAGAAGGGGGAAACAUAACAGCUAAAAAGGAAGCAGAAAGCAAAUCUUCGCUGCUUAAAGCAGCCUACAAAUACACCAUAAAUCCUAACGAAUACGCGCUCUUGCGGCAUAAGAUCAUGAUGGCAACGUACAAAACUGUCCAAGAGACCUCUUCAACUAGUCACACAGCAGAGAAUUCGCGUGUCCCCAGUGCAGGCGUGGGGAGCGGACAGGCAGGCGGUGUAGGGGUCAGAUUUAAUCCUACAACCACGAUUGCCCCGGCUUCUGGAAAAGGACCACAAGUCACAGGGGUACUGAGCACACGUAAUGAUAGGCUAGAACAGAAGUCUCCACAGAUACACCAGAUCCCAGAAGAGUCUCCUUAUCGACUCCUUUUCUCUGAAAUGAUCUUUCCUAUCAUGCUGCAGAAUAACAAGGAAAACUAUAUCUUUGAUCUUAAGAGUUGUACCUACAACAAUUCCGAAGUCACUAAACCGGGUACGUUGCGUGUAUAUGGUGUCAAGAAAUGGGCGUGCGAGAACAUCUACACGAUUGAGGCCAGUGUGUAUGGAAUGAGCAAGGUUGACCUAGAACAAUCGCUGGAUGUAGUUAAAUAUGGAGGGAUCUUGGAUUUGAGAAACUGCAACUUCAUGUCCAUGUUCUCUUCAGAGACAAUGGACACGACAUCUGAAUACACUCAAGAUACUACCAACAGUUUGCCCACUGGGGGAGAUUACUCAUCUGCUCUAGCAGCAACAACAGCUCCGGGUGUGGUACCUGUGGAAGGAGACCCGAAUGACCCGAAGCUAGGUGCUAUGGGAGACGACUCUCGCGUUUUUGAGAGCGAUUGGCCUCUGGACAACCGGCACCUCACUCCCCUAGAUUAUUUCAUCUAUGGAGAGGCACUGAUAUCUACUCUAGGAACAAUGUAUGACAAGAAUUGCGAAGCAUAUACAGGCGAGCUGGAGAAGAUCAGGGCAGACUAUGUUACGUGGAUGAAGCAUGCCUUCAGUUAUCUUAUUACCAAUCCGAAGAGAGACAUUGUCGGCUUUGACAUGGAUAAGCUCUCUCUUUCUCUGAAGGCAAAACUCAAAGAGCGAAUACAUAUCUUUGCGCAAUUUGAGGCUCUGAGUAACACAGAAUUCGAUCACGUUGUUUCCAUUAAUAAGAUCAUUGCCACCACCAAAGUAUUUGACUUCUUGGACAAGAACGGUUACGACCAGCCAGUCUCAGACUCUGACGAUAGCCAGCCCCCGGAGUAUGAGAUAUCUGAGGCCGAACUCAAGAAGUUAGAUAAGCUAAAGACGAAGGACCAACGUUUACAAGAGAAGCGAGAGCGUUUGGAGCUAAGAGACUGCGUUAAGACCAUGGUCAUGGAGCAGAUGAAUCCUGAAAAGUUGAAGAAACUGCAAGAAAAGGGAGUGAAGGGCAAGAAGGGGAAGAAGGGUAACAAGAAAGGAAGCAGAGCAGCGAGUGCUUCAGUCGCCAAACCAACACCUCUGCCACCAGCCAGGUCAACGCCACAGGUCCCAGGUACCCAGGCCCCGGGAGCUUCCACCAUAGUGGGUGAUAGCCUCAUGAGCACCAUCGGAGUUAGAAUCCAGGAAGCACAGAGCGGCAUAUUUGGAGACGGAGGUCCCAGCAUAAUGAGCAAGAACCCACGAAUGGCUACCCUACCUGAUACACCAGAUAUCAGCAGAAUUGCGGGCCCCGAUGAAACGAUGCGGAGUAUCAAUAAGACGUAUGAUGAAGGGCGUGGGCCGGACUCAGACGAAGAGGGGCAUCACUAG